GUCUGCAGUCGGAGACUUGCAGGCAGCAAACACCGUGCGAACGAACAGGAGGGGGGGAAGAAACAUAAAAAAGCGAAACGUGGAGCAGCCGGCCUGGGACUGAGAAGGGAAAUCGAUGCAAGGAGCCCAAUAAUAAUAAUAGAAACCCACUUCAGAGCAAAUAACAUUGAAAAAGCUGCGACUCAAGAUAACUGAAACCUUUAAAAAAAAAACAAAAAACCUGCUCAUGCACCAUGGUUUUUCAAACUCGGUACCCUUCAUGGAUUAUUUUAUGCUAUAUCUGGCUGCUCCGCUUUGCACACACGGGAGAGGCGCAGGCUGCAAAGGAAGUACUGCUGCUGGAUUCUAAAGCACAACAGACAGAAUUGGAAUGGAUUUCCUCUCCGCCCAAUGGGUGGGAAGAAAUUAGUGGUUUGGAUGAGAAUUACACUCCUAUACGAACCUACCAGGUAUGCCAGGUCAUGGAGCCCAACCAAAACAACUGGCUGCGGACUAACUGGAUUUCGAAAGGCAAUGCACAAAGGAUUUUUGUAGAAUUGAAAUUCACCCUGAGGGAUUGUAAUAGUCUUCCUGGAGUACUGGGAACUUGCAAGGAAACCUUUAAUUUGUACUAUUAUGAAACAGACUACGACACUGGCAGGAAUAUAAGAGAAAAUCUCUACGUAAAAAUAGACACCAUUGCUGCAGAUGAAAGUUUUACCCAAGGUGACCUUGGUGAAAGAAAGAUGAAGCUUAACACUGAGGUGAGAGAGAUUGGACCUUUGUCCAAAAAGGGAUUCUAUCUUGCCUUUCAGGAUGUAGGGGCUUGCAUUGCUUUGGUUUCUGUCAAGGUAUAUUACAAGAAGUGCUGGUCCAUUAUUGAGAACUUAGCUAUCUUUCCAGAUACAGUGACUGGUUCAGAAUUUUCCUCUUUAGUUGAAGUACGAGGGACAUGUGUCAGCAGUGCCGAGGAAGAGGCAGAAAACUCCCCCAGGAUGCACUGCAGUGCAGAAGGAGAAUGGUUAGUGCCCAUUGGAAAAUGUAUCUGCAAAGCGGGCUUCCAACAAAAAGGAGAUACUUGUGAACCCUGUGGUCGUGGAUUCUACAAAUCUUCCUCACAGGAUCUUCAGUGCUCUCGUUGUCCAACCCACAGUUUUUCUGAGAGAGAAGGCUCUGCCAGAUGUGAAUGUGAGGAUGGGUAUUACAGGGCUCCAUCUGACCCGCCAUAUGUUGCAUGCACAAGGCCUCCAUCGGCACCCCAGAACCUCAUUUUCAAUAUCAACCAGACCACAGUCAGUUUGGAAUGGAGCCCUCCUGCAGACAAUGGGGGAAGGAAUGAUGUUACCUACAGAAUAUUGUGUAAGCGGUGCAGUUGGGAACAGGGCGAAUGUGUUCCCUGUGGGAGUAACAUUGGAUACAUGCCGCAGCAAACUGGAUUAGAGGAUAACUAUGUCACUGUCAUGGACCUGCUGGCCCACGCUAAUUAUACCUUUGAAGUUGAAGCUGUAAAUGGAGUUUCUGACUUAAGCCGAUCCCAGAGGCUCUUUGCGGCUGUCAGUAUCACCACUGGUCAAGCAGCUCCCUCGCAAGUGAGCGGAGUAAUGAAGGAAAAAGUGCUGCAGAGGAGUGUGGAGCUUUCCUGGCAGGAACCGGAGCAUCCCAAUGGAGUCAUCACCGAAUAUGAAAUCAAGUAUUACGAGAAAGAUCAAAGGGAAAGGACCUACUCAACAGUAAAAACCAAGUCAACUUCAGCCUCCAUUAAUAAUCUGAAACCAGGAACAGUGUAUGUUUUCCAGAUUCGGGCUUUUACUGCUGCGGGCUAUGGGAAUUACAGUCCCCGACUUGAUGUGGCUACGCUAGAGGAAGCUGCAGGUAAAAUGUUUGAAGCUACAGCUGUCUCCAGUGAACAGAAUCCUGUGAUUAUUAUUGCUGUGGUGGCUGUGGCAGGGACCAUCAUUUUGGUGUUCAUGGUCUUUGGCUUCAUUAUUGGAAGAAGGCACUGUGGUUAUAGCAAAGCUGAUCAAGAAGGGGAUGAAGAACUUUACUUUCAUUUUAAAUUUCCAGGCACCAAAACCUACAUUGACCCUGAAACCUAUGAGGACCCAAAUAGAGCUGUCCAUCAAUUCGCCAAGGAGCUAGAUGCCUCCUGUAUUAAAAUUGAGCGUGUGAUUGGUGCAGGAGAAUUUGGAGAAGUCUGCAGUGGUCGUUUGAAACUUCCAGGGAAAAGAGAUGUUGCAGUAGCUAUAAAGACACUGAAAGUCGGUUACACAGAAAAACAAAGGAGAGACUUUUUAUGUGAAGCAAGCAUCAUGGGACAGUUUGACCACCCAAAUGUUGUCCAUUUGGAAGGGGUUGUUACAAGAGGAAAACCAGUCAUGAUUGUAAUAGAAUUCAUGGAAAAUGGAGCCCUAGAUGCAUUUCUCAGGAAACAUGAUGGGCAGUUUACCGUCAUUCAGUUGGUAGGAAUGCUGAGAGGAAUUGCUGCCGGGAUGAGAUACUUAGCCGAUAUGGGAUAUGUUCACAGGGACCUUGCCGCUCGCAAUAUUCUUGUCAACAGCAAUCUUGUGUGUAAAGUGUCAGACUUUGGUCUGUCCCGGGUAAUAGAGGAUGAUCCAGAAGCUGUCUACACAACCACUGGUGGAAAGAUUCCAGUAAGGUGGACGGCACCUGAAGCUAUCCAGUAUCGGAAGUUUACCUCAGCCAGUGAUGUAUGGAGCUAUGGAAUAGUCAUGUGGGAGGUCAUGUCUUAUGGAGAAAGACCUUACUGGGACAUGUCCAAUCAAGAUGUUAUAAAAGCAAUAGAAGAAGGCUAUCGCUUACCAGCACCCAUGGACUGCCCAGCUGGUCUCCACCAGCUAAUGCUGGAUUGUUGGCAAAAGGAACGUGCUGAAAGGCCAAAGUUUGAGCAGAUAGUUGGAAUUCUAGACAAAAUGAUUCGAAAUCCAAAUAGUCUGAAAACACCGCUGGGAACUUGUAGUAGGCCAAUAAGCCCUCUCUUGGAUCAAAAUACUCCUGACUUCACUACGUUUUGUUCAGUUGGAGAAUGGCUACAAGCUAUUAAGAUGGAGAGAUAUAAAGAUAACUUCACAGCAGCUGGUUAUAACUCCCUUGAGUCAGUGGCUAGGAUGACUAUUGAAGAUGUGAUGAGUUUAGGGAUCACACUGGUUGGCCAUCAAAAGAAAAUCAUGAGCAGCAUUCAGACUAUGAGAGCACAAAUGCUGCAUCUACACGGAACUGGCAUUCAAGUGUGAGAAGUGUUUCUCCCUCCUUGGGAGUUGAAAGACUAACAGAGAAGAGUACUGGCCUCCAGUUUAUGCAUAGAGUGCUGCUAGAAGACAGCUGAUGUAUGGGUCGUUCCACAGAACAGAAGGUGUAGGAAGCACCUACAGACUUGAAAUCCUAAGUGCCACCAGAAUAUACAAAAAGGGAAUUUAGGAUCCACCACUGGUGGCCAGGAAAACAGCAGUGACAAUAAACAAAGUACUACCUGAAAAACAUCCAAACACCUUGAGCUCUCUAACCUCCUUUUUAUCUUAUAGACUUUUUAAAAUGUACAUAAAGAAU
Fukomys damarensis (Damara mole-rat) is the source of this 3543-nucleotide messenger RNA. It is a transcript of the gene Epha7, whose product is annotated as EPH receptor A7. The coding region runs from base 234 to 3230 and encodes 998 amino acids. Gene Ontology annotation, molecular function: ATP binding; protein binding; transmembrane-ephrin receptor activity. Gene Ontology annotation, biological process: protein phosphorylation; axon guidance; cell surface receptor protein tyrosine kinase signaling pathway. Gene Ontology annotation, cellular component: plasma membrane; neuron projection. The transcript is spliced from 17 exons. The record is from RefSeq and is a predicted model, not a curated record. Lineage: Eukaryota; Metazoa; Chordata; Mammalia; Rodentia; Bathyergidae.